Messenger RNA from Neoarius graeffei (lesser salmon catfish), 4796 nucleotides. RefSeq names its product itchy E3 ubiquitin protein ligase b (gene itchb). Gene Ontology annotation, biological process: protein K48-linked ubiquitination; protein K29-linked ubiquitination; ubiquitin-dependent protein catabolic process. Lineage: Eukaryota; Metazoa; Chordata; Actinopteri; Siluriformes; Ariidae. The transcript is spliced from 24 exons. Gene Ontology annotation, molecular function: ubiquitin protein ligase activity; protein binding. Bases 162 to 2756 code for a protein of 864 amino acids. The record is from RefSeq and is a predicted model, not a curated record.
CCAUAGAUUAAAACAGACCUCAGGAAUAGGCUCCAAGGGGAACACCUGGCAGCCUGCUUACGAAUCUCCAUAAAUGGUCCCGAACCCAAUGACUUCCCGUACGAUAGGGCACUGGAGUUUUUUUUCAGGAAGCCACGCAGAAUUAAAUGUUCGGAUAGGGCAUGCAGGCUUUGCACCAAUUAGGGUCUCAGGCCCAGCGUUGUUCCAUGGCCUCCAGUGUUCCUAAACCAGGCCCUGGAAAUGGCCACCCCAUGAAGGCUCAGCUGCAGAUCACUGUGACGUCAGCCAAGCUGAAGGAGAGCAAGAAGAACUGGUUUGGUUCUAGUCUGUACGUGGAGGUGGUUGUAGACGGCCAAUCCAAGAAGACGGAGAAAUGCAGCAACAUACACAGCCUCAAGUGGAAGCAACCUCUCACUGUGGUCGUGUCACCUUUCAGCAAGGUGAAUUUCCGUGUAUGGAGCUACCAGAAGCGGAAGUCUGACCUGCACCUGGGCAUGGCCACGCUCGACGUCAGCGAGACGCUCAAGAACAAUGACAUGAAGUUGUGUGACGUUAUGCAGACGUUGCCGCUGUGCACAGAUAAGGAGCAGACAGACGUUGUUGGAGAUCUGUCUGUACGUCUGGACGGUAUGCAGGUCGACCCGGCAACAUUUGCGUCCGCUCAGGCUAAUAACAAGACCACAACAAAUGGAGAGUCGCAGCAUAACGAGGACACUGGCAUAAGCAGGAGCAGAGAGGGUUCUCCGAGUGUAGUGAACGUUCCUAACGGACGUGCCGUCAACGGAACCGGCUCUCCUUCCAUCUCAAAUAGGGGGUCACGACCCCAGAGGCCUCCCAGACCCUCUCGACCACCGCCGCCCACCCCACGUCGACCACAGUCUUCUCCAGCAUGCCUCUCUAAUGCUUCAGUCACAGACAGCAGCAGCUCGACUCGGCCAGACACACCAGUGCGGAUCCCUAAUCCCACCCCUGACCCUGCCCCUGUCGUCCCUGUCCCUCGGAUGCCCAUCAACAACACUGCGCCUCUGCCACCAGGAUGGGAGCAGCGAGUGGACCAGAGUGGCCGUGUGUACUAUGUAGACCAUGUGCAGAAGAGGACGUCGUGGGAGAGACCUGAGCCUCUUCCUCCUGGUUGGGAGCGGCGCCUGGACCAGUCAGGACGUGUGUAUUUUGUGGAUCAUGUGAGUAGGACAACAACGUGGCAGCGUCCCACUGUGGAGACGGUGCGCAACUACGAACAGUGGCAGCACCAGAGGAGCCAGUUAGAGGGGGCCAUGCAUCAGUUCAACCAACGUUUCAUCUACAGCGUGCAGGAUCAGGCUGCAGCUGCUCAGAAUAAAGAGUAUGAUCCACUCGGCCCACUGCCACCAGGAUGGGAGAAGAGGACGGACGCUAAUGGCCGAGUGUAUUUUGUGCACCACCCAACUCGCUCCACGCAGUGGGAGGAUCCUCGCACUCAAGGGCUGCUGAAUGAGAAGCCGCUGCCCGAGGGCUGGGAGAUGAGGUUCACCGUGGAAGGGAUUGCAUACUUUGUGGAUCACAACAGGAGAACCACCACUUACAUUGACCCACGGACGGGAAAAUCAUCACUUGAAAACGGCCCUCAGAUCACCUACGUGCGCGACUUCAAAGCCAAAGUUCAGUACUUUAGAUUCUGGUGUCAGCAAUUAGCAAUGCCACAGCACGUCAAGAUCACAGUAAGCCGCAAAUCGCUGUUUGAAGACUCUUUCCAGCAGAUAAUGAGCAGUAAUUCCCAAGAUCUUCGCCGAAGACUGUGGAUCAUCUUCCCCGGGGAGGAAGGACUCGACUACGGCGGUGUCGCAAGGGAAUGGUUCUUCUUGGUGUCCCACGAGGUGCUGAACCCCAUGUACUGCCUGUUCGAAUAUGCUGGCAAGGAUAACUACUGCCUGCAGAUCAACCCAGCUUCAUCCAUCAACCCGGACCACCUCAAAUACUUCCGCUUCAUCGGACGCUUCAUUGCCAUGGCUUUGUUCCAUGGGAAGUUCAUUGAUACAGGAUUCUCACUGCCUUUCUAUAAACGCAUUCUUAACAAACCUCUGACUCUGAAAGACCUCGAGUCCAUUGAUCCUGAGUUUUACAACUCGCUCAUCUGGAUCAAAGACAACAACAUCGAGGAGUGUGGUCUGGAGAUGUUCUUCUCAGUGGAUAAGGAGAUCCUCGGGGAGAUCACAACGCACGAGCUGAAACCAGAUGGAGGCAACAUUCAGGUCACAGAGGAGAACAAGGAAGAGUACAUAAGGCUGGUAGCUGAGUGGAGGCUGUCCCGAGGCGUCGAAGAACAGACGCAAGCUUUCUUCGAGGGAUUUAAUGAGGUCCUGCCUCAGCAAUACCUGCAAUAUUUUGAUGCCAAAGAACUCGAGGUGAUGCUAUGUGGGAUGCAAGAAAUCGAUUUGGCAGACUGGCAGAGAAACACCGUCUACAAACACUACACACGCACCAGCAAGCAGAUCGUGUGGUUCUGGCAGUUGGUUAAAGAGAUGGACAACGAGAAGCGAAUGCGUCUGCUGCAGUUUGUCACUGGUACCUGCCGCCUGCCCAUGGGCGGGUUUAAUGACCUCAUGGGGAGUAACGGCCCACAGAAGUUCUGUGUUGAGAAAACCGGGAAGGAGAACUGGCUGCCCCGGAGCCACACAUGCUUUAAUCGCCUGGACCUGCCUCCGUAUAAAAGCUACGAGCAGCUAAAAGAGAAACUACUGUUCGCCAUCGAGGAGACGGAAGGCUUUGGGCAGGAGUGAUACACACAUCUGCCAACCCUGUCUCAUUAGCUCUGGAUAAAUCUGGAACGAUGAGCUUUUUCUAUUUCACAACAGCGUUUCUCACUGCCCCUUAAACGUGGGAUGAAAUGCAUUUUGACCGUCUGUCAGAGAAAGAAAAGAUGAUCAACAUAACACAAUUUAUUAAGAAGAGCUGAAAUAGUCACCUGACUGCUGGGAGAUGAUAAUAGACAUGGGUUAGAUUAUGGGUAUUUAGUUGUAAUAAAAUUAUAUAACUUUUUUUUUUUUUUACAAUUUAAAUAAAAUAAAACAAUAUGGUGGAUUAUGUUGCAAUAUUAAGACUACAGUCUUUUGGUCAAACCAAGCACAAUCAGUCCCACAACCCAACAGACUGUUUAGAGACUGUCUAGAGAAAUUGUGUGAAUAUUCAUGAGUAUCAUGUUACUUUGUGCAGAUCUGCUGAUAAAACUCUGAGAAAUGAGCGAACGGUCAUUCACAGCACACAGAUGAUCACUGAUCUGUAAUUAUAGUUCUUUUAUGGAGUGACUGAGUACAGAACAGAAGGGAGAAUCAAGAUAACGUUUUGUUCUAAAGUCAUGCUUGGUUCUGACGCUAGAGUAACACAAACAUCCUACACAAAAGCUGUUUUUGUACCAAAUGGAAGCAGAUUUUGUAAUGCAGCCCUGAGGAAGGGGAAACAUGGGACUCAUUACUGCAGUCUGCAGCUGCCUGGCUUUGGACUCUGAAAACGCUCUGUAAUCUGGCCUCAGAAUCCCUUCCAUCUUCAAACUUGGUUUAUUCCAGCUGUGGACUUUUAGUUCUAUAACUCUUUAGUCUGGCCUCAGACUCCCGAGGCUUAGGACCGCCAUUUAGUCCAAUCUCCAGCAUGCAAAAGUAAAAGAAUUCCUUUAAGUCUGGGGAAUUCCAAAAGUCUGGUCUCGGACUACAAGGGGAAGUGUGCAUGGGUGUCUCCAAAAUAGAUGCAUCAAAGCACACAAGCUGAACACAUGCACACUAUGACUUUAUUAUAAAAGCCUGCCUGACCUACCAGGGGUGGUAAAGGUCAUGGUCUGAAAGUCUGGAGGCCAAAUUAAACAGAGUCCGAAACUCUGAGUGGGGAUAAUACCCCAACGGAAAAGAUAAGACAAGAACACAAAAAGCAUGCACAGCUGUUUGUAACAUGGCAGCCUCAAGAGGAGAAGCGCUAGCGUGUUUAAUGCUCAUGUUAGAAGAAGGCAAGAGGAAGAAAAACCAUUCUAAAAAUGUUUUUAAACCAUUAUUCUGUAUUUCGCACUUCAACAACCUGGUCACCAUCUGCAGAUACUCCCACCUACUGGAUUGGCAUAUUACUGCACACUUCCUUUCAUACGUGCACAAUAUGGGUGUUUGUGUGAACUGUGCUGAUGAUGAAAUUUGGAUCAUGCGUGGACCACGUCCCCAGAAAUAUUCCUCUCCACUCAGAGUCUCAGACUAAAGUCUGGUUUUGGACUCUGUUUAAUUUGGCCUCCAGACUUUUGAGCCCUAGAACUCUUACACAUAGUACUCCCCUUGUAAUAAGGGAAGUAACCCAACCUCUCUCUAGCUCUACAGUUCAUUCUACACGUUUCAGUCCGGACCUUAACAUUCUCUAAAUUUAUGACCGCUGUGUUUGGUAAUAAAUUUUUAUAUGUACAGAGUUUUGUUGUGACAGUGUGCGAAGGUGAACCCUUAAUGUGACUCUAAGUUCUAACCUUUUAUUACAGUGAAAGCAUCAGUGAAACUUACUUCAAACGCACAUCCUGACUUAUUUUUCACAGGGAGAAAGAGAGUGAGUGCUGAUCAUCAUCACUCUUAAUGCCCUCUGUUGUAUAGGGGGUUUAUUUUUAAAUGUCGGAGUUUCAGAUUCUGGAGCAGUGCUGGAUUUGUGCCGAUAACCAUUUACAGAGCAUCCUAUUUAAUUUAAAGGAUUUUAUUAUGGAUAAGAGGGUUCUGAAUCAAUUGAAGUCCUGAGUUGAUGAACUCAGACUUUUUUGUAGUACAGAAGGUCGUAAGAAUGGGGAUAAGUAGUUUUUUUUUUUUUUU